Molecule: messenger RNA, 1032 nt
Organism: Nicotiana attenuata
Lineage: Eukaryota; Viridiplantae; Streptophyta; Magnoliopsida; Solanales; Solanaceae
Exons: 1
Coding region: 1-1032 (343 amino acids)
Source: RefSeq, a predicted model, not a curated record
AUGUCGAAUUUGUCAAAGAUUGAAUUUAUGGCACUUGACAUCUCUGGAAAUAACUAUUUGCCAUGGGUACUUGAUGCUGAAAUUCACCUUGACGCUAAAGGUCUUGGUGACACUAUUAAAGAAGGAAAUGAAGCAUCAAGUCAGGAUAAGGCGAAAGCCAUGAUUUUCCUUCGCCAUCAUCUCGAUGAAGGGUUAAAAAGUGAAUAUUUAAUCUUGAAAGAUCCAUUUCAAUUAUGGAUUAGUUUGAAGGAACGAUAUGACCACCUAAAGGCCACGGUAUUGCCAAGAGCUCGUCAUGAGUGGAUGCACUUACGGCUACAAGAUUAUAAGACCAUAAGUGAAUAUAAUUCUGCUAUAUAUAGAAUAAUUUCCCAACUAAAAUUAUGUGGGGAACCUAUGAAUGAUGAGGACAUGCUGGAAAAGACUCUUUCCACUUUUCAUGCCUCAAAUAUGGUGUUACAACAGCAAUACCGUGAAAAGGGCUUUAAGAAAUAUUCUGAGUUAAUUUCAUGUCUUUUGGUAGCUGAACAACAUAUUACCCUUUUAAUGAAAAAUCAUGAAGCCCGCCCCACUGGAUCAACUCCAUUUCCAGAAGUGAAUCUGGGAAUAAUUGAUCCAAAUUCUGAAAAAAGACAAAAUAAUUUUUGUGGCCGUAUGAAUAUACGUAGGCGUGGCAAGGCGCGAAAUAAUAAUCGCCAUGGUGGUGGUCGUUAUAAACAAGAGAACAAUAAGGGUUCUCAGAGUAAUCCUUCAAAAGGCAAAGGUAACGUUUGCCACCGAUGUGGUAUGAAAAAUCAUUGGGCACGAAUUUGUCGUACACUUGAACAUUUUGUCAAACUUUAUCAAGCAUCUAUAAAAGGGAAACAAAAUAAAGUUGAGACUCACUUGACUUUUCAAAAUGAUGUUGAGGCAGGCCCUAUGAAUAAUCAGGAUAAAGUUGAAGCAAACCUUGCCUAUAAAGAUGAUAUUUUUGAAGGUCUUGCAGAUAUUACUCAUUUAGAAGCUGGAGACUUCUUUGAGCAUCAUAACUGA